AUGGGCAAGAUGUGGGGCGACGACGCUUUGCCGCAGAGGAUGGUCACCUUCCUGGUUGGCGACGACGAGGAGCGCAUCGAGCACGUGAGCAAGAACGCCCUCUGCGUUCGGUCCGUGUUCUUUCGGACCAUGUUUGGCAUCGGCCUGAAGGAGCGCGACGCCGCCGAGGUCACGGUGCCCAAUGCCGACCUCGGCGAGGGGGAGGGCGAGCAGGCGCGGCGCGCGCUCGUCUUGCGGCAGCUGGCGCAGAUGUACCAGGUGCCGCGCCUCGAGCUGCUCUGCGCGCAGGCGCUGCAGGAGAGCGUCGGGCCGGCGACCGCCGUGCCGCUGCUCGAGGCGGCGCACACGACGGGCGACGGGCGGCUCCUCGCGCAGUGCCGCCGCUUCGUGGCCGACCACGCCGCCGAGGUGCGGGCGAGCGGCGGCGUGGAGCAGCUGCGCGACCUGGGCGUGGCCAAGGGGCUGCUCGGCGACGCUCUCGACCAGGUGGCGGAGCUCAAGGGGGCGCUCCGCAGCCACUCGCGCUCGUAG
Molecule: messenger RNA, 531 nt
Organism: Emiliania huxleyi CCMP1516
Lineage: Eukaryota; Haptophyta; Isochrysidales; Noelaerhabdaceae
Exons: 1
Coding region: 1-531 (176 amino acids)
Source: RefSeq, a predicted model, not a curated record